UCUCUCUCUCUCUCUCUCUCUCUUCAGUCAUUGCUCUAUCCCUCUCUCUCUCCUCACUCUUUCUCUUCAGUCAUUGCUCUAUCCCCUCCUCUCUCUCUCUCUCUCUUUUUAUCCACUCACUCGCUCCCUCUCUACACCUCUCUCUCCCUCUCUCUCUCUCUACACCUCUCUCUCCCUCCCUCUCUCUCUUUCUCUCUCACCCUCUCUCUCUUUCCGUGCGUGCGAUCUGUUGUCAGUUUGGCCGUGACUUCAACCGGGGCUGCCGGGGCGGCAGGAUGUCUUCAGUCGCGCUCUCUGCCACCUUCACAUUAACAGGAGCUUGAAGAGGCAUGCUGCAACAGGGUGGCAACUGACUGUACGAGUGAGCGAGAGAGAGAGAGAGAAAGAGUGUGUGUGUGUGUGUGUGUGUGUGUGUGUGUGUGUAUGCAUGUACGUGUGUGUGUGUGUGUGGAGGGAACACAGAAUAAGAAGGGGAUCUUACACUCCUGUCUCUGCGCUUCAAAGAGGUGAAGCGUGGGGACAGCCAUGAGGACCACACACAGAAGACACCGAGCCAUGUGUGUGUGAGAGAAAGACCACUCAUCUGCCGCUCCAUGUGGACACUGAGAUGACCAUGUACCCACGCUGGUCCUUCAACACACUGACCGUCAUAUUCCUCCUGCUGUCCACUGCAGCUCUGUCAGCGCACUUCCGAGUGUGCGAGCCUUACUCCGACCACAAGGGGCGCUACCAUUUUGGGUUCCACUGUCCCCGGCUGUCUGACAACAAGACCUACAUGUUCUGCUGUCACCAUAACAACACAGCUUUCAAGUACUGUUGCAACGAGACAGAGUUCCAGAGCGUCAUGCAGCACAACCUCACCACCAGCGGAGACGGCUUUGCACACAAUAACUACACAGCUCUGAUCGGCGUGUGGGUGUACGGCUUCUUUGUGAUGGUGCUGUUGGCACUGGACUUCCUCUACUACUCGGCCAUGAACUACGAGGUGUGCCGCGUCUACCUGGAGAGGUGGGGCCUCGGGGGCCGCUGGCUCAAGAAGGCCCGCAGCCAAUGGCAUCACCAUGCCAUCACCAUGGAGACGGCCACCGCCACCGCCGACGAGGCCCUGGGAGGGAUGGGGCCCCGGGCCAGCCUGGUCCUGGCGCCCCAACACCACCAUCCCCAGCACAGCCACCGGGGGGAGCCGCAGAGCCCUACCCUCAUGACCUUCCAGACCUCCACCGCCUGAGACAUGGCCUCGCCCAGAUGCUGCUGUGUGUGUGAGGGCGGUAGGGGACUACGGAGAGGAUCCUGAGUGAAUGACUGACUGAGGCGGGACAGGGACAUUUCCUGUCCUCCCCUAUCCCAUCAGCCCCUUCCACACGGACUCGACUCUUCACAUGUAAAAACAGCCGCCCCUCUGGGGUCCAAGGGGGGGUGUCUGUAUUUUUUGGAGGGGGGGGAGGAGGGACGGUUGUUCUCUACCUCUCCCUUGCCCCGCUCCUGACCUGACUCAGACAAGACACUUGAGAAUGGGACAGCGGCGUCGGUUGACGUGAUGGGCAACGCACCCAGCGGUAGCAGCCGUCUGCUAGAAGAAAAAAACGGGGGUGUUUAAAAUGGACACUUAGAAUAAAAAUACACCCAAGAGAGGGCACAUAUGCCCCUGGAGCACAUUCUCUAACCCCCCUGCGUUGUGUACUGGAGCCUCCGUGUAUGUGUGUGUGUGUGUGUGUGUGUGUGUGUGUGUGUGUGUUUGUGUUUGUGUGGAGCAGGUAAACAGACUGAGGUAACCCACCCGUGGCAGAUCGAGAGAGGCUCCAGCUUAUUAAUAUCUCUUUGGUAUGUUCUUCUCAUUUGCACUGCGCUGAACGCCAGGUUUUGGCUCUUUAAAGUCUUAGCAGUAGGAUUAUUUAUAACUGUUAUAAGGGUUGUAAUGGGUCUUUUCCAUGUGAACUACAACAAGGCCACAUUCUUUGGAUGGGUCACUGAUAUUGGCUGGUUAAGAUUAGAAACGGUGAGGUUUUUCUUUUUCUUUUUUUUUUCCGCCCUUAUCAAAGAUUAAAAGCAGAUCCUUGGUGAGCAUAUAAUACAAGUAUAAACCUCAGAGGAGACGGUUAGUGGUGAGGAAUCUUUUCCACAUCAGGCAUUUUAUGCAAAGCAAAAUGGUUCCUUUCAGCAGCCAAGAACCUUUGAUUUGAUGUUUCCUUAGAACGCUGACAUUUUAUCACCCGGCUUUAAAGAACCCAGACCUGGACUAAACCAAUACUGCACACUUGCAACAUUGCAAUAUUAAAUUGAACUACUGAGACGACGUGGCAAGAUCACGACCUAUAGCCAAACAGAAUUACCUGAUAAAGCAAUAUAAUUAUCAUGUAGUAACUUAUGACGAGGUCAUGCAGUUGCAGUAGAACGAUAUCUAUUUCUGCCAUAUUUAACAGUCUGUUUAGGAGAACUAGCACAGGGAUUGUGAAAUGAAUGUGUUUUUUGCCAUGUCAGGCUAACUUGAUUUUAGAGGGGACGCUGUUCUCGUUUUCUAGAAGGUAUUAGUUAGAGAACGCAGAGUCCUUUUAGUGCACCUUUGUUAUAUGGGGAAGAAAACCGUAGAGAGUGUAGAAACAAGUCAGUUGUUGUACCUCUGUUUUUGAAGUCCCUCUUCUUCUCAACCGCAGAAUUGAAUUUGUUGUGGGUCUAGCAGGUAAAACAACGAGGUAGCCAGUUUCGUAGGCUAUUAGCAAAGCCAAUAAUGCGCAAUAACGCACAUACUUGUGUUGUGUUUCUCUCUAUGAUCAGUCAGCUCAUCUGUGCUGCUGAUGGCUUGUGAGAUGGAAUUUCAAUUAACCCCCCCCCACCACCAUCAUAGAACAGGAUGAAACAGUAGCAACGUUUACAUGGACAGUUUUUUUUUGUCUUUUGACAUCAAUUAAACUCUCCCAUUUUGAUCGGUUCAGGCAUUUUUAUUCAGAUUGAGGUGUUUAUAUGAGAAUUUCUAUUCCGAUUGAGCCGUUAUUCUGUUUCUAAUCGGAUUAAAAGUGUCCAUGUAAACAUGGCUUGUUUGUUGAUGUUUUAUUUACCCAAGUACAUAUUGCUGUGAUGAGUGAGUCUUAAAGGAACACACCACUGUUUUAUGAAUUUGGGCUAUUCACCAUCUCCCCUAGAGUCCAAUAAGUAAGCAAAAACAGUUUUGUCUCUGUGCAUGCAUUGUGUUAGUCUUGCAGCGCUCCCGCUAGCUUAGCUUAGCAUAGUGAAUGGAAUCUCUCAUUGCCGGAUAGCAUGUCAUGAGUAAAAGUGAGCCAACAACAUCAUCAACAACAACAACAACAACAACAACAACAACAACAACAACAACAAAAUCCCUAAUUAUGGCCUCUGUAUUCACAAUGAGCCCAAAUGGCAAUGCAGAUUAAGAUGAGGCGAUUUCCUUGGCGAAUACUGACUUGGGACUCACUUUUACUCAAGACAAGCUAAGCUAAGCUAGUGGGGGCACUGCCAGACAAUGAAAGUGCAGAGACAAACAUUUUGCUCACUUAUCUUAACUCUAAGGGAGACUGUGAAUAACCCAAUUUCACAAAACAGUGGUGUGUUCCUUUAACAGCUUUAAGAACCCUCAUAGACAUUUGCCAUUGAAGAUAAGAUACGGCUUUACUUUAUUCUACACCGGGGAAAUUUAGUUUUAUUUGGAAGACAGAUCCAGCCAUUCAAAUGAUAAAAAGCAGAAUAUAUAGAACCCAAUGUAAAAUCUGCUGAGAAAUUAAAGUUAAAUCUUAAUUUCCUGCUUCUUUUUAUUUUAAUUGGAUGGCAUAAUCAAUCAGUAAUGAUAAAUAAUUAAACAGACAGAUUGGUUAAAUGAGGAAGUAUUCUCACUGGGCCUUCAGUAUCACAGGUCAGGGACUUUGCAUUAGUUAAGUGCUUUUGUUGACUAGUUUGAAGUGCUAGGUAGUACAAAAUCUGGACACCCUUUAUGCUAACUGUCCUUACUACAGUGUACUUAUAAAAGUAAUAAAAAGCCUUCCGUCUUUUAUUACGUGGUAUUAACCCUCUAUACCUACCUUACACGUAUGGAUGUACCAACAUAAAAAAGUGCAUUGUAUUUUAGGACACUUACUAUAGAUUGUGGCCCAAAACAUUUCCUCUUAUGCUUGAAAGGAAAGCACCAACACACACACACACACGCACACACACACACACACACACACACACACACACACACACACACACACACACACAAUAUCACUCUGUUCUUGAAGUUAUGGGUUAGUGGUGGUAACAGUUGCCUUACAGUGAAUCAACAGUAUUCUUGUGCUUUAUUUAGUAGUGCAAGGAGCUUCAACACAGGAGUGAGGAGAGAGGGGGAGGGGGGUGGUACGCUGGGUGGGUGCGGGCGUGGGGUGUCCAACUUGAUCACUCAAUCCCUUAUUUUGUUUUUGUUUGUGUGUGUGUGUAUUCUUAUGGCUGUGUAGAAUGUUCCGUCCAGGUGGAGAUGUCAUUGCACUCGUUUGUUUUUCUCUCUCUCUCUCCCUCUCUUUCUACUGUAACACACAGGGAUAAAUAAAGAUCUAUCUUUUGCAGUGUG
Sardina pilchardus (European sardine) is the source of this 4552-nucleotide messenger RNA. RefSeq names its product shisa like 1a (gene shisal1a). Lineage: Eukaryota; Metazoa; Chordata; Actinopteri; Clupeiformes; Clupeidae. The coding region runs from base 608 to 1228 and encodes 206 amino acids. The transcript is spliced from 5 exons. The record is from RefSeq and is a predicted model, not a curated record.